AUGUGCUCCUCUUGGCUCAAAGCUCUAAUCAUUUGUAUUGUCUGCUUAGUACUAAUAUGUACAGCCGAAGAUGCUCCUGAAAAACGGCCGGCUUUAUUAUCAAGAUAUGGACGUGCUGUUCUGCCUCGAUACGGUAAGCGCUCUGGCAUGCCUUUAUAUUUGGAGGAAGUAGAUGACAACGAUAACGUACAUCUUCUUGAUAGUUUGGAAAAGUGGAGGAAUUACUUGUAUUCCAUGCAAGCCUAA
This is a messenger RNA of Auanema sp. JU1783, 246 nucleotides long. Lineage: Eukaryota; Metazoa; Nematoda; Chromadorea; Rhabditida; Rhabditidae. The record is from the annotation of a GenBank genome assembly.